Tilletiaria anomala UBC 951 is the source of this 5323-nucleotide messenger RNA. RefSeq names its product glycosyltransferase family 24 protein. Gene Ontology annotation, molecular function: UDP-glucose:glycoprotein glucosyltransferase activity. Gene Ontology annotation, cellular component: endoplasmic reticulum. Lineage: Eukaryota; Fungi; Basidiomycota; Exobasidiomycetes; Georgefischeriales; Tilletiariaceae. The record is from RefSeq and is a predicted model, not a curated record. The coding region runs from base 256 to 5202 and encodes 1648 amino acids. The transcript is spliced from 5 exons.
CUUGGGACGGCCCCAUGCCGCGACACUUGCUGUUCACAAGCAUCCUCUGAAGGUUCCACAUCAACCUAGAAAUUGAUCCUCACCCAUGGCGUCAAAAAGGCAUAGCAUGGAGAGGCUACCGGCAGCAUUUAAGAGGGCUGUAUUUAGAGGCUACGAGCCUGUUCUUCCGUGCUCUUGCUGGUCAAUCGGCCGGUUGCAGGCUUCCCACGGUGCGACUGAUCUGCAGGCUGCUUCCGCCUUCAAGCACCGGCAACCAUGAUGCUGUGGAUACGCAGCCUGCAAAGGCUUCUGCCAGGGCUUCUACUUGUAGCUUUGGUACCCUCUGUUCUGUGCUCAGGGUCAGAUCUGACGGGAACCCCUUCCAUCCGAGUGGACUUGCGAGCGCCAUGGUCCGCACCCCCGCCACUGCUGGAAAUCCUCGAAGCUGUCAAUUCGCUCGACUCGACCGCCUUCUUUGAUGCGGUCACGCAGCUCACUGUCUCGGGCAUUGCACAGAAUACCAGUGCCAAGAAAGCUUCGUACAAAGAAAUCUACGAAACGUCGCUCGAGGUCCUACAAAAGCAGGGCAUCUUCAAGGCUCCCGGGGCUCGGGAGAUCCUGGACCUCUCUUUGGCUCUACAUAGCGAGUCCCCGCAAGUCGAGGCUUUUUGGCACCUGUAUCGAACCACAGGUGUUGAAAAGCUUUACCGUGAGCAAGUAGUCGGAGAAGAAGCGCAACAGGCAUGUAGAAGCUGGGCGCUCGUCCAGGGAAAGGUCAUCUGCAGUGCACCAGCAUUGGAUGAGGCGUUGGCAGCAGGCAGCCCCACCAAUCAGGAAGGCAUGAUCGAAGUACCCUUCGACCACAGCUUGUCUCCAACUUCAGCAUCAUCGCUUGUGCCAAUGCCGACAGUCGUUCUAUAUGCUGACCUGUCUUCACCAAAUUUCGCCGAGCUGCACGGAAGCUUGUACCGUCACGCCGUCGGCAAGUCGUCUCUACCCCUACGUUACAUCUUACGUUGGCGACCGAGCGAAGAGGAUCAGCGGGAGACGGUGUACCUUUCCGGAUAUGGCGCCGCUUUGGAUCUCAAGAAGGUCGACUAUCUGGUAAUUGACGAUCGAAAGCUCCGGGAUGAUGCGAAUGUGACUGUAACUGGGGCUGCUGCUGCGGCGGCUGCUGCAGACACAGUGGCGUCCUAUGAACAACUAAGCGCUGAAAGCGCUCUCUCAGAUCGCCGAUGGCUACAGGCGCAGAUAGGCGGCAAGAAGGGAAGCACAGGUGCUGAAGACAUCGGAGCCAAAAUUUCAGAGGAGAACACGUUGAAGCUUGGAUACAAAGCUGCACAAGUAAUUGCGGCAUCAUCGGACCCCUUGCGUGCACUGCGUGAGCUGUCGCAGAAUUUUCCUUUUCAUGCUAAGCAGCUGUCUGGAGUCAAGCUCAAGAAGAACUUCUUGGAUGAAAUCACUCACAACCAAGAUGUUCGUGUGGAGGCGGGCUCGAACGACGUCUGGCUCAACGGCAAGUCGAUCCCGCACAAGGACGUCACCCCCCUUGGGUUUCUCAAGAAAAUGAGGAGCGAGUCGAUCCUUGUCCAUUCUCUCACCGAUCGGUCGCGCGGCGUUGGGCUCAGCCCGAAGGCAGCUGUUGACCUCUUAUCCAACUCGACGCUCGGGAAAGCUUUUAUUGGAAGUGCGUCAGAGCCAAUCGCUGUUGACGCCAGCGAUCGCAUCGAGCGUGGCUUGCGCAUGCUCUCUGGCGCUCUUGUGAACGGUGCAAGUACCUCAAAGCCAAGUGCAAUCACCUGGUGGAACGACCUGGAGAAGGAUGACGUCUUUGCACAUUGGCCGAGGGAUUUCAAGACGCUCCUGCAACCUCUGUGGCCUGGGCAAUUCCCGCAGAUAGCGCGCAAUGUUUUCCAUGUCGUUCUUGCACUCGAUUUGUCCCGCAAAGAGAGCUGCCGCUUCCUUGCCGAAAGCGUCUUUCCUGCAUCGACGCGAAUUGGACUCCGCUGGGGUCUUGUGCCUAUUUGGGGCAGUGGAGAUGGCCAGACAAUCGCGCUCACACGCAUGUUCUACCACAUCUUCGAUUCUCUGGGUCCGGACGGUUCUGCACGGUAUCUCCGUCGUGUGGGUCUAUCCGGAGUUCCAGAAUCCACAACAAUCAACCUCGAAGAAGCAAAGAAGGAGUUUGCAGCGGCCCUUGGCACUGUCGCGUCUCAAAAUGAGAUUCAGGAGAUCCUGAAAAGGAUCGACCCGAGUGACUCGGACUUCAUGCAAGACCGUUUAAACACUGCUGUCUCUUACGCACAGAGGGUUGGAGCCAAAUUGAGCAAGGGGAGGCUGGGACACGCCUUUGUCAACGGUUACCAUGUUCCCUUCGACAAUGGGAUCAGCCAGAGUAUCGGCCAGCAGGUCCAAGCGCAGCUUCAAGCGUUGGCCCCUCUGAUCUACUAUAACACCUUGAGCACAGACGCCGACCUUAGCAACCACUUUUACGAUCAGGAGGAUACGCUCACCUAUCGAUCCCCGCUGCUUAGCGCAGAUGGCGCUUCUAAUCUUACGACGAGGAUGAUCAAUUUGGCCACACUUGAGCCGGAACUUUUGAAUGAAGGCCCAUUGUCGCGAUACUUUGCUGCGAGACCAGACUCAGUCAAUGUUACGAUGUACAUCGCAGGCGACUUUGACUCUGCAGGAGGUCAGGAGAUGCUCGCUGCUAGUCUCGGCGCUCUUGAAGCUGGAAGUUUCCGAUUGGGGCUUCUUCACCAACCGUCUUCUGCGCAGGGCAAUCGGACGGUAUCGACGGCGCUCUACACCCUCCUCAACAGUCACGAAGGCACAAAGCUACAGCCUUCGUCGAUUCUCUCUGUUCUACCCGCCAGGCCUGAGCUCACACCAGGUGAAGUCAGCGAGGAGAAUGUGGCGAAGGUUCAUGCGUUGUUAGCAGCAGAAGACUCGGACGCCGCUAAGCGAGCACACGAUUGGUGGGGCCGGGCUAGCCCCAUGCUCGAGGCGUUAGGUUGCGGCGCCAAGAGCAUCUGUCUGGUAGCGAACGGACGCGUCCUUUCAGGCUUCCGGGCGGCUGAUGUCAUUCCAGCUGACAUCCAGGCAGUUGCUCAACUUGAAGGAAGCAAGCGUGCGAGAAAGGUCCAAGCCAGCCUCAUUGAGCUCGCUGGGCGUCCAUCUGGAGCAAGCCAAGACAGCCAUCGCGUUGCACUUGCCGCCUCAGCUCUCGCCGCAGACUACGCUCCUGACGAGGCAGCAGAAGGCUUGUUCCGCACACCGCCUGCUCUGCGGCUCUCCGCAUUUGACCGUAUCGAUAUCAUGCAUAGUGGCUUCGAGAUCGGUAACCGCGAUAAGGCAUCGUUCCGGUACACUGCGAUUAUCGAUCCGCUGACCGAGACUGCGCAGCGCUGGUCGUCAAUUUUGGAGAUGGCGAGUCAAUGGCCUAACACAUACAUCAAGGUCAUUCUGAACCCUACGCCGAAGCUACGAGAAGUUCCCCUGCGACAAUUCUACCGAUACAGAGCUCCCGGAAAAGUCACGUUCGAAGAGGACGGAUCAAUUCGUCGAGACUCAAUUCUUUUCACAGGUAUGCCUGAAGAUGCGGUCCUCACACUGGGCUUGGACACGCCGUCUGUUUGGCUCGCUAUGGCAGAGGAUGCUGUCUACGACUUGGACAAUAUUAGACUCAGCAGCUUACCCAGUGCAUCCCGCUCCUCUGGCGUGAGCGCGACGUACGAGCUGAAGCGGAUCCUCAUUGAAGGUCAUGCUCGAGAUGGCCAACUCAACUCGAUUCCGCGCGGCCUGCAGCUGUUGCUGGACACAGCCGACGGUCAAGAGCGACUGGAUACGAUUGUGAUGGAGAAUUUGGCCUACUUCCAAUUCCGCGCCAAACCCGGUCUGUGGCAUCUAAAGCUGCGAGAAGGCAAGAGCAAUGGCCUUUACGAGAUGCUGAGCGUAGGCAAUUUGGGAUGGAAUAGUCCGAACGUCAAUGUCACGGGAAAUGUUGUGACGUUGGCUUCUCUCGAGGGAUUGACGAUCUACCCACAAGUACGCAAGCGUCCCGGCAUGGAGGAUGAGCAGCUGUUGGAAGAUAUUGACAAGGGGCCGGAGGCUCAAGACAGAGCUGGCAGCAGAGUUGCCGAUGCUGCAAAAUCCCUCCUCGGCUCCGUUUUCAGCAAGAUUGCCUCUAGCACACCAUCAUUGACCAAACCACAGUCGCCGCACGCCGACAUCAACAUCUUCACAGUCGCAAGCGGUCAUCUGUACGAGCGAAUGACAUACAUUAUGAUCCUGUCCGUCCUGCGUAACACACAACACUCUGUCAAGUUUUGGUUCAUCGAGAACUUCCUCUCGCCGUCCUUCAAAGAGUUCAUCCCACACCUUGCAAAAGAGUACGGCUUCGCCUACGAGCUCAUCUCGUAUGCUUGGCCGCAUUGGCUGCGGUCUCAGAAGGAAAAGCAGCGUGUUAUCUGGGGCAACAAGAUUCUCUUCCUGGACGUGCUCUUCCCACUCGACCUCGACAAGGUCAUAUUUGUCGAUGCGGACCAGAUCGUACGCACAGAUAUGAUUGACCUCGUCAACGUCAAUCUUGAGGGAGCGCCGUACGGCUACCCUCCCAUGGGAGACGACAGCGAGGAUAUGGAAGGCUUCCGAUUCUGGAAGCAGGGCUACUGGAAGCAAUUCCUGCGCGGGCGGCCGUACCAUAUUUCGGCUCUGUAUGUUGUGGAUCUUGUGCGGUUUCGGCAAAUCGCCGCAGGCGACCGCUUGCGUGGACAGUAUCAAGCACUGUCCGCCGAUCCCAACUCGCUCGCCAAUCUCGAUCAAGACCUGCCCAACAAUUUGCAAUUUUCGCUGCCGAUUCACACACUCGACAAAGAGUGGCUCUGGUGCGAGACAUGGUGCAGCUAUGAGUGGCUGGACCGCGCCAAGACGAUCGAUCUGUGCUCGAACCCCAAGACCAAGGAGCCUAAGCUGGAUCGUGCUCGGAGACAGAUUCCCGAGUGGACUAAGUAUGACGACGAGAUCAGCGCCUUUGCAGCGCGCUUGAGUGACGAGAAGCGAAUCGGGACGAACGUAGUGUCGUCAAAAGAAAGCGAGCAGGUUCCAUCGGCUGUACAAGAGGGUGGUGCGUCAGCGUUGAUUCUUCAGGGUGGCGACGAGCCGGCGCAAAAUCAAGAUGCGUUACAUGUAGACACGCUAAAACACAAGCAUGACGAGCUAUAGAGCUGCAUACUAAUCACCUCGGAAAUCGUACGCCCUUUGCUCGAUUUACGAGCUCUCUAUGGUACACCAAACGUUGUCCGUUAAUCUACACACACACCCCCCGCAAUGUGAGCUUAUUGCG